Messenger RNA from Brassica oleracea var. oleracea, 645 nucleotides. RefSeq lists its product as uncharacterized. The coding region runs from base 1 to 645 and encodes 214 amino acids. The record is from RefSeq and is a predicted model, not a curated record. The transcript is spliced from 3 exons. NCBI's taxonomy places the organism in Eukaryota, Viridiplantae, Streptophyta, Magnoliopsida, Brassicales, Brassicaceae.
AUGUUUGAAGCGGGAUAUUGCUGCAAGGUAUCAAAGUGGAUAUUAAGACCACAGGAAGGCGAGUUUGGAAGAGUAAGUCCGGUUUUGAGGAAUGAUGAUCGGUAUUGGCCUCAUUUCAGAGAUUGUAUCGGAGCACUUGAUGGACCGCAUGUCCCAGUUCGCCCUCCAAGUCAAAAUGCAGAAGCAUACAGAGGCAGGAAGCAAGAUCCUACAAUGAAUGUUCUUGCUAUAUGUAACUUCGAUAUGAAGUUCAUAUAUGCAUAUGUCAGUGUACCUGGUAGGGCACAUGAUACAAAGGUCUUGACUCAUUGUGCGAGGAACGAGGCUUCUUUUCCACAUCCUCCUCCUGGAAAAUAUUAUCCACUUGACUCCGGAUAUCCGACCAGGACAGGGUAUCUUGGUCCGCAUCGUAAUAUGCGAUAUCAUCUUGGUCAAUUUGCUACAGGAGGACCACCAGUUAGUGCACGAGAGUUGUUUAACCGAAAGCAUUCAGAAGCUGAUAGUGACGGUGAUGAAGAAGAAGAAGAAGAUGAUGAUGGUGGUGGUGGUGGACAUAUUGUAUAUGAGCCGGCCGGUGAUAGAGCGAUGGAAGCUUUGCGUGAUAACAUCACAAAUGAAUAUGUUAGAGGUCGUUUACCAUUUUAA